Messenger RNA from Rhagoletis pomonella (apple maggot), 3492 nucleotides. It is a transcript of the gene wdn, whose product is annotated as serendipity locus protein H-1. Gene Ontology annotation, biological process: regulation of transcription by RNA polymerase II. The coding region runs from base 261 to 3320 and encodes 1019 amino acids. NCBI's taxonomy places the organism in Eukaryota, Metazoa, Arthropoda, Insecta, Diptera, Tephritidae. The transcript has 4 exons. Gene Ontology annotation, molecular function: DNA-binding transcription factor activity; RNA polymerase II cis-regulatory region sequence-specific DNA binding. The record is from RefSeq and is a predicted model, not a curated record.
ACUUUCUGAACGUUUCCAUGUGUGUGCAAAAUAAACAAGGCGUCAUUCCGUAAUUAAUCGUAAAUUUUGUGAAAUACCAAAUAAAGGACUCGGAAUUAUUGUGAGUUUAUAUGCACAACCUUGUGCUAUGGACGUACCACAAAAGUGAAGUGUUUGUUUUGUGUUUGUAAACGUUUAAGUACACGCCGUUGCGACGAGGUGCAAAAAACCGCAUAACCUCAAGACCAACAACAACAGUAGAGCCUACGGUCAAAACGAACAUGAAAGAAGAAGCGCCAAGCAGCAAAAAAAUACCGCGAAAACCCAGAGCAGCGCCAGCAAAUAUGGCACCUAGCACACCCACCAAAGUGGGGGGCAAUGAUGAAAUAUUAAGCUCCCUGUUACGUCUCAAUAACUUCGAUUCUAACAUCAAAGACGAAUCGUUGGAUAUAGAUUUGUCUGCCUGUGUCACCAUUAGCGGCGACUCUGCUGCUAUGUUAGCUACUAAUAGUCUAUCUAGUACUGAUUUUUGGCGUGUUCUGGAUGAAAGUGCUCAAACAUCCCAAUUGGAGUUAAUAAAUGCCAGUGAUGAACUUCAGCAGCAACUUUUAAGUGGUGGUUUAAGUGACGAUGGUCUUGAAGACUGCUCUAUUGUGGAUGUACUACCAGAUGUUGGUUAUGACCUCAAAAAUAAGAACGUUGAAAAGUACUUUAUUUCGAAUGGUGAUGCAAAAGUUAUAGGAGGUGUUGUUAUAAAAGAAGAAAAACCACAACCAAGUUUUAGUGGAACGUUUCUUAGACCCGAAGCACCUCCGCCUACUCCUUCUCCCCUAAAACGUUUAUUGAUAAAACCACUUCAGGCGGAUCAACAACGACAAAUCGACAGGUCUAAAGAGAAAAUUAGACGGGAUUUAAAAAAGGACAUGCAUGCAAUUGGCCAUUCAUACCAAUUGAAUGCAACUCAUCUUGACGAUGCCGCAGUUGAUAAUAUCCAGACCGUUGCAAAUAACACAAAUGAUAUCAAACGUGCACCCAUCAAUCAUGUUGUAGUCAGUAGCAACAAACAGAUCUCAUCAUCUAGUUUCAAUAUUUUUACAUUACCAGAAGAUAAUGGACCAAGUUGUAGUAGUAGUAAUAAUAAUAACAUUUCGUUACUAACAUCACAGGCUGAUGUUAAGGUUAUUAAAGGACCCUUUCCACUAGAAACCGGUGCCAAAAUUCCUGAGCCGGUAUUUAAGUGCCUAGACUGUGAUGGUCUCAUAUUGCAGGGGCGAGGGGAAUAUGCUACGCAUGAGGCUGUCGGACAUCGUAUUCAUUAUCGGUGUUCGGUGUGUGACCGUGACUUUGAACAAGAGGCGAGUUUGAAGAAACAUGUAAAAACGCAUCGUUCAGCAGAUCCGAGAAAAGAUGCUUGGAAAAAAUGUCCCGACUGCGGCAAAUGUCUUAAAUUAGGCAGCAUGUGGAUGCAUCGCAAAAUCCAUAGUGAUAACAAAAAAUACGGCUGUGAUAUAUGUGGCCAAAAAUUUGUACAAAAGAUCAACUUGACUCAUCACUCCCGUAUCCAUACCGCUGAGAAGCCUUACGAAUGUCCAGAAUGUCAGAAGAGGUUCCAAGAACGUUCUCAUCUGCAACGCCACCAAAAAUAUCAUGCUCAGACAAGAUCAUACCGUUGCGAAAAAUGUGGCAAAAUGUACAAAACUGAACGUUGUCUUAAAGUGCACAACCUUGUUCACCUCGAGCAAAGACCAUUUGCUUGUAACGUUUGCGAUAAGUCAUUUAUAAGUAAUUCCAAACUAAAGCAGCACUCUAAUAUUCAUACCGGCGAAAGGCCAUUCAAAUGCAACUAUUGUCCACGGGACUUUACCAACUUCCCUAACUGGCUGAAACACACCCGCCGCCGUCACAAAGUAGACCACAAAACUGGCGAGCAUUUGGAAAACAUUCCCUCUUAUUGUUCUAAAAAAUCGACGAAAUCUACUAAAGCAAAGGCAACUGAUACAAAUACCACAACCCCUGCUCAGCCUUUAGUAACAACAAAACCUGAGGCAAAUAAAACUCCUGCACCAGCAACAAUAGGUAAUGGAGCAACUACAGAAACAGCAAAGCCUCCAGCUUCUAAGCGAAAGAAAAAAUCUCCGCAACAGUUGCCAUUGCCAACGCCGGCACAGCCCCCUCCAUUGGUAGCAAUUAGAGAUGAUAAUAAUUUACCCUCAAUCGCUGUUUCCAAAUUGUCUGCAAUUAUCAAAACUGAAGUGAUACGCACGAACAACAUUAUGACAUCCAUUCCUUUGUCUAUAGCGGGGAAUUUAAAGCCAAUAACAGUAGUAGCACUAAACAAAAAUGAUACUUGCAAAACGGCUAAGCCAAAGCGUGAGCGAAAGCAGCCUUCACCCAAACAAGUGCAAAAAGCCAGUCCCGCCAUAUCGUUGCUAUCCUCCAUUAAACGGGAAAUUUGCGAACCAGAAAGUAACUUAAAAUCACAUUUAAGCACAUCUUUAUUGGCCGACACGCGUUGUGCAAUUAGUAAUUUUCCCGAUCUGAGUAUCACUUCUGCUGAAGAACUUAUUAUGGAGCAAGCACUUGAAAUGGAAGAGUGUGGAUUAUAUGUGCCACAGCCUUCCGCUGGCAUGGAGACAGAUAAUGCCAUUUCAUCUUCUGAGGCUACGGCAGCGCUGCACUUCAAAAUAAAGAAAGAAUUUGAUCCGAUGGAUUUGUCAUCGACGCGCAUCAAAGAAGAGGAUUAUGUUUCACUAAAGGACAUGAAUCAGCGGCUACUGUGUUCUUCGCUGGAAUCAUCGCCGUACUCGUCCCCAGCAUCUGUCGAACUUUCCGCAACGCCGGCUGUUAUGCCACCCUUGCAACCGGUCAGCGUAAAUGGUGUUGCCAAUGCGCAGUCCACUGUAGCAUCAACAAAUAAUUUCCUUAUAAAUUCUUUUAAGUCAAACACACACUCUCUAACUACGGUCACUAGUCACAAUAAUUCUUUGGCGCAGCAAACCGUGGCUGAAUUGCAACACCUGUUGCCUCAAGUGACAACACAGAUGGUGCCGUCAAAUUCAAAUGCUAGGCCGGCGACAACUCAAGCGAUUAUCAAUCAUUUCUACUUGCACCCAAUGUCCGCAAUGGGAAUGCCGCUGCUCACGCAGUCUUCAAAAAGCCAAAAAUUGCCUUCGGUGGACACAUUAUUAUUUUCGGGAGCAACUACAUCAGCAAACGUUAGUUCGACUCCCUCUUCCAGUACUGUAACUGGCAGAAGAUAUUUCCAAGGUAAAACUUUGGUGCACCAUGCAGCACACAUGGGGUCGAAUGCAUCUGUGGGGCAACAACCAAAGCUCUCUUAAAUGACGAAUGGUUCAUAUUGUCUACUUGUCUAGUCAGCUGUCUAUUUGUCUAUGAUGCACAGAUGAGUUCUACAGUGCGACGGGACUUUUUAAAUAUGUACUUUUAUGCUUUGCUACUAAUCACAUAGUUUUUCUACAAUUUUCGUACAAUAAAAAUAUAUUUUAUUAUCAA